Quercus robur (English oak) is the source of this 339-nucleotide messenger RNA. RefSeq lists its product as uncharacterized. Bases 1 to 339 code for a protein of 112 amino acids. Lineage: Eukaryota; Viridiplantae; Streptophyta; Magnoliopsida; Fagales; Fagaceae. The transcript is spliced from 2 exons. The record is from RefSeq and is a predicted model, not a curated record.
AUGCGACCAACUGAGCUAAACCUCACACCUUUGGAUGGUGAACCUAUAUCCGAUGCUACUCGCUAUCGUCAGUUGGUUGGCAGUUUGAUCUAUCUCACUGUUACUCGUCUGAAUAUUUCACAUGCCGUGGGUAUGGUUAGUAAGUUCAUGGGUGCACCUCGUUCUGUCCACUAUGUUGCAGUUCUUCGGAUUCUUCGAUAUGUCAAAGGCACACUUUAUCAUGGUACUUCUCUUGUCUCGUGGCGCAGCAAGAAGCAGGAUGUGGUUUCCCGUUCCAGUACUAAGGCUGAGUAUCGUGCCCUUGCCAACACCACUUGCGAGCUUGUUUGGCUUCGCUGA